AUGCCCCCACAAGACCUGCAAAUUGUGGCCACAAAUGUGCCUCCCGAAGAUCAGGAUGGCUCCGGGGACGACUCUGACAACUCUGGCUCAGGUGCAGGUGCCUUGGAAGAUACCACCCUUUCACGGCAUCACUCCUCCACCUGGAAGGAUGUGUGGCUUCUAACAGUCACGCCUACAGUUGCAGAGCCCACUGGCAGGGAAGCUACAGCCCCCUCCACCUCCACUCUGACAGCUGGAGAGGGGCCUGAGGAAGGAGAGGCAGUGGUGCUCUCAGAAGCAGAGCCUGACCUCACCGCCCGGGAAAAGGAGAUUACCCCUGAGCCCAGGGAGACCACACAGCUCCCAGCCACUCAGAGGGCCUCAACAGCUAGACCCACUACAGCCCAGGCACCUGCCACCUCCCCUCCCCACAGGGACAUGCAUCCUGGCCCCCGUGAGACCUUAGCUCCUACAGAGGAUGGGGGUCCUGCCAUCGACAGGGCUGCUGAGGAUGGAGACUCCAAUCAGCUCCCGACAGGAGAGGGGUCUGGGGAGCAGGACUUCACCUUCGACACAUCUGGGGACACUGCUGUGGUUGCUAAGGAGCCUGACCACCGAAAUCAGCCCCCGGUGGAUCAAGGAGCCACGGGGGCCUCACAGGGCCUCCUGGACAGGAAGGAAGUACUGGGAGGGGUCAUUGCUGGAGGCCUCGUGGGGCUCAUCUUUGCUGUGUGCCUGGUGGGCUUCAUGCUGUACCGGAUGAAGAAGAAGGACGAGGGUAGCUACUCCUUGGAGGAGCCAAAACAAGCCAAUGGCGGUGCCUAUCAGAAGCCUACCAAGCAGGAAGAAUUCUACGCCUGA
Castor canadensis (American beaver) is the source of this 840-nucleotide messenger RNA. NCBI's taxonomy places the organism in Eukaryota, Metazoa, Chordata, Mammalia, Rodentia, Castoridae. The record is from RefSeq and is a predicted model, not a curated record.